This is a messenger RNA of Laccaria bicolor S238N-H82, 168 nucleotides long. RefSeq lists its product as uncharacterized. Gene Ontology annotation, molecular function: nucleic acid binding. The transcript is spliced from 2 exons. The record is from RefSeq and is a predicted model, not a curated record. Lineage: Eukaryota; Fungi; Basidiomycota; Agaricomycetes; Agaricales; Hydnangiaceae. Bases 1 to 168 code for a protein of 55 amino acids.
AUGCAAUCAAUGCUGAUGUCAGCACCAAAGGUCCCAUACCUCAGCAUGACUCAUAAAGAGGCAAGGAUGGCAUCAGCUCAGAAGUGCAGGGUGUACACAGUGCAGAAUUGGAUGAAGAAGAUCUGGUCAGAUGAGUGCUAUGUUUACCUUGGCAACAACUGUGGAUGA